Pseudoliparis swirei is the source of this 4362-nucleotide messenger RNA. RefSeq names its product zinc finger protein 518A-like. Bases 542 to 3268 code for a protein of 908 amino acids. NCBI's taxonomy places the organism in Eukaryota, Metazoa, Chordata, Actinopteri, Perciformes, Liparidae. The transcript has 3 exons. The record is from RefSeq and is a predicted model, not a curated record.
GUGCAACCCCCUUUAUUUUUUUGAAUCAUGAGCAUCUAAUCUCACUCAAAGGACUUGUAAGUGCCUCGAGGCUCCAGGUGUAAUGAUCUAAUAGCUGAACACUGUCUGUACGUGUGCACAUGUGGUAACAUCUGACGCGGUGCAGGUAGGGGGCAACACACGCGCAUCCACCCGGAGACACGACACCCUCCAGCGGGGGGGUUGUGUGCUGAGGAGACCGGGUUCUAUUCAUUUGACGGAUGUAGUUAACUUUGCUUCUUUUUGCACCUUUAAAAAAACAUAGUUGUGGGGGGUGUAGUUGUUCCGUGUGAAUGGAGCGGUGUCUGGCCGGCCCGGCACGCCGCGCAGCAGCAGCAGGCCCCGGGGACGCGCGCGCGGCUCUGCGUCGGAGGCUCCGGGGCUAAAGGGCUAAGAGGCUACCGCUCACAGGCUGUUAAUCCCCGUAUGAAUCCAUCAUGGCGGCCACUCGCUGAGCUGUCAAGCGCUCCACGGAACAAGAAAAAAAGAAACCUGGAGAAACAACAACCCCCCAAAACAAAACAUGGAUCCGGUGGAUACUUGCGGAGAUGAUCCGCCAGGCGUCAACAAGAGGACUAGAGAUUGGCACAAAUGGCCCCGCCUCAGGAAAACUGCCGCUCGGCCUCCUCCGAGUAUGCAACGUGCAGAUAAGCACGGCCCGAAGAGGAAGAAGAAGCCGGCGGCGGGGGGGGGGGAGUGGGAGCAGAGCGCGGCGUGGCCUUCGUUGCAGAAGGAGGCGCGGCGGGGGCGGCACGGGGCCGACGGCGGCGGAGCCGAGGAGGGCGGCGCCGCCGCGCUCAGGUUCGCGUGCGCUCGGUGUCGGGACGACUCUCGGUACGUUGCCAAGGACUUGGUGAGGCACUUUGAGGAGAGCCACAGAGGGAGCGCGCCCGUGUUUGCGUGUGGCGCCUGCACCUUCAGUACGCACGAGUUCUCCCACCUGCAGCUGCACCUGCUGAGCCACAAGGAAACCUUCUCCAGCUGCGCCGUCUGUCGGGACCACGUCGCGCGCACCUGGCCGGAGCUCAGUGCGCACCUGGCCGCCCGCCACUGCCACGCCGGCGAGUAUUCGUGCGCGACGUGUCCGAAAUUCUCCACGGGCGACGUCGGGGUGUUCUUGGAGCACACGUACGCACAUAAUGUGGGCGACGAGGGAGUCGAGGGGCUUUCGGCGCCCGCGAAGGGCGAGGGGUACGGGCCGAAGACGAGCGCCCAGGAGCUGCGCUGCCAGCCCUGCGGCUUCGAGGCGUCUCAGAAGUGGUUGAUCGCGAAGCACGUUAAAGCGGUCCACGUAUGCCAGAAUGGUAACCAGAGGAAGGAGGAAGAGGAGGAGGAGGUCGGCUCCUUGGCGGUGAAACCAAACGACCAGAUACCAAAAGUGAAGCCCAGGUUAACGAGGAGUGCCGUGAGGGAGAUGUGCUGGCUGACCCAGGACUGCCUUUCUCUGCCGGGGCGAGACUUCCUCAAUAAGUUCUGCCACCUGUCGGAUCCACGGACGACACUCGAGGAGACUCAGCAGUUCCUCAUGAAAUCUGUCACCGGAGACCAGAAAUGGACGAAGGCCCUGAAGACGGUUUUGUCGAAUGUCCCCCAAGACGCGAACGCCAACCCGAAGUCGGAUAGCGUCAUCGCGGCGAGCUUACCGGACCUCACCGUCCUGACCGUCCAGAACAAGAUCACCGUGGCUCAGAACGGCGCCGCAUACGGCAAAAUAUUGAAAGCGGCGACGCCGUCGGAGAAGGAAACCCCGGACGGCGCCCCGGAGGAUGCGCCUCGCGUCGUUGUCCAAAACGGCGGCGAGUCAAAUCCGAGCGAGCGUGCGCCGCCGUCCGAGUGCCCUCGAAUGCAGGAGAACGGAGAGAGUCGGGAACCAAUGGGUGACCAGGAAAUGGAGGCGGGUGGAAAACCCCCCGAGGGACCAACGCAACCGGGCGGGAUCGGCAUCUCCGGGGACCGGAAGUUGUCAAACCAGAGCGGCGAGCAGACCCUCGCUCACAAAGUCACACCGAAACGGAAACGGCGAAGACGGAAAAGAACGGCGAGAUCCAAGAGGUCGGGCGGGAGGUCGUCGGGGCUGAAGGUGGUGUUGAAGAAGAGUCCGGUGAAGGAGGCGCAGUGGCUGUCGCCGAGCUCCCCGUCUCCACCAGGAAGCGGUCCGGCGGGGGGCGACCUCCCCGCACCGCCAUGCCCUCAGACCGCGGCGGCGCAGGAUCUCCAGGAGGAGGCGCAGGAUCUCCAGGAGGAGGCGCACCAAUGGACCAAAGCUACCGGCGCUGUCCUGGACGACCCCUCUGGAGCCGUCGCUUCCUGUCCACGGAGGACGCCAGGGGAAGGGCUCGGCUCGACUCCCGGCCCGGACGGAAGCGUGGCCCCCGCGCUCCGUCGAGAGGCGCCCGGCGGCGCGGAGGAGCUCCCGGAGCGUUCGGUAGCAGAAGUCGCCGAGAGCCGGUCGCCGUGUCCCGAGGACGCACGCCGCCCGGCGUCGGCGCCCGGCACGGACCGCCGGGAGUCGGACGACGGGAUGAGCUCGGCCGCCGAUGGAGCGGCUCCUCGCAGCGGCUCCACCGAGUCCUCACCGGUCUCCAUUUCUUUUGUCACGGUUCAGGGAGACGUGAGCUCUGAAGACGUGGUCCUCGUUCCCUCUGCAGGGGCCGGAGACGGAGACCCGCCCGCCGGCUCCUGCCCGGAUCUCCUCGGCAACAUCCGCCGGUCGCCCUCGCCGCCCGCCGCCCGCCCGUGGCGGCCGCUCCCGAAGCACCGGGCGAGGACCCUGAAGUUGGUCGCCGUCAGACGAUCUCAGCCGGUGAAGCGUCCGGCGGGCGACCAGCCCGUCGUGGUGCUGAACCAUCCGGACGCCUGCAUCCCCGAGGUGGCCCGCAUCAUGGAGGUCAUCGACCGGUACCGAGGGGAGGCGCAGAAGGUGGUGCUGUCGCGGAGAACCGCCGCCGCCCUCGCCGCCGCCAAGGCGAGCGACCCGGCGGACUCUGCGGCGUGCGCCGUCAGCGCCGUGCAGGAGAGGUUCCUGUUGAAACUGAAGCUCCGGCGGCUGAGCAGGAAGAAGUACGAAGUGGUCGACGCCUCCUCCGGCGGCGGUGGCGAGGAGGAGGAGGAGGAGGAGGAGGAAGAGGAGGCCGCCGCCGUUUUCCGCUGCUGGUUUUGCGGCCGGCUCUUUGCGUGUCGGGAGACGUGGACGGCCCACCGGCGGCGGCACCUGACGGAGUGGAGGAAGCCCAACUGUGAAAACUCUUAAGAUGUCGCGCACACUGGAUGGAAACGCAAACCUACGACUGGAAAUUAUGCAAUAUGACAAAAAGAAUAAUGGAAACGGUUCUUUUUCUUUUCUUUAAGUCUUAAAUGUGAUUUGUUUGAGGAGGACUUAAAUGCGGCGCCUCCUGGAGGUUCGUUCUCAGGGUAAACGUCUCUCUGCCCGAUGGAGGCUCUGUGGACUUUAGUGAUGAUCUGAGUUCCUUUUGUAUCGCCUGUAUUUUAUUUAAGGGGAGCUCAGUACAAACUGUCGUGUGGAACAUCUGACGGAACACUGUAAUAUGUGUGUUUGCCGGACCAGCUGAGCUCUGUGACUCGGGUUGUUACGGGUCGGCUCUACCGUGCGGUCCUAUUCGCUUUGGGACCCACAAAGUAAUUCAGAUAUACCAAAAACCGUGUUUCAGAUAAAAGAAAGAAAAAAGACUUUUUAUUCAACAUAUAUUUAUGACUUAAGUUCAGUCUUUAUACGCUUUAUCUUUAUCUUUUUGCCUUUGGGCCACUGGAAGAAUCAGUUUCAUUGUAAAAAAAAAAAAAUGUUUAUAUACAUUUUCAAAAGAUGUUAGAAUAAUAGUGUCAGAGGUAUAUUUUAUCGACCCUAAAGAUGCAAUUAAUUUAAAUAGUGAGGAUGAAAAGCCGUCGACCUGCUUCCUGAGGCAGCCGUCACGUGUUCUGGGUUUCCUCCAAUCAGUUUCCUCUUUGACUUGAAAUGUUAUCUUUUAAUUGCACUAUGAGAGCAGGAUUUAUAUUCCCAUUACCUCACCUUCAUCAAGCCCAAGCUUCGACAAUCGUGUGUGUGUGUGUGUGUCUCCAAUGUGCAUGAAGAUGUCUAGUUGUGUCCAGAGGUACUGUAAAGAAUAUUCCUGCUGAGUCGUCACCAAGUGCCUCUGACUCCUUGUGAGUGUGAGCGCUGACCAGGAGACGAGCCGGCCGUCCCCGGUGGGCUUUUGUUGAUGUGAGCUGGAGUCAGAAAACACAGGCGAGGAUGUUGAAAACAAAUUCUUUUUUUAAUAAAACAAAAAUAUACAAACGUGUGUUUUUGGGCUCAACCAAACGUAUUAAAUAAAAUAUUCGACCAGCUUC